UAAGACGAAAAAACCCCCACCGGAGAAACCCCUUUACUCUUUCUCCCGGAUCUUUCCCCUUCACUGGGAAACUGUACGGAACACGACUGUGAGGGAGCUAAAUGCAACGAAGAGCAUGAUGGAUAGAGUCGAAGCGGCCAACGAGCUCGCUUUCCGGGUCGGGUUCUCCGGCCAUGGCGGUCACCUCCGUGUCGAGCCUCUUUACUCGGUGGAGCGCGGCGACGCCGUUAAUACGCUUCCCGAUUUUGUCUCCCCUCCUGCGUUUGUUAAGGAAACAAAAGAAUCAAUAAAGAACCAUAUUGAGGAGAAGUAUCUACAUCCGAGAUUGGACACUGAUCAAUUUUCUGCUGAAAAGGCCGGGAGACAGUGGGACUUUGAUUGGUUUGCAAGGGUUAAAAUGCCUCUGGAACCCUCUUUACCCAGGUCCGUUGUGGUUCCAGUUUGGGAGUUGCCAUUCAGACGUCAAGAAAAGGACUCUGAGAAAGGAGUCUGGGAAGUAAAGUCAGUGGAGGUUGAUGUAACGGAACAAAUGUAUGGAGAUCAAGAUUCUGGAAUUUUACCGCGGAUGGUUGGGCCACCAAAGGAUUUUCUGAGAGGAAGCCUCAAUAUUCGUCCUUUUCGUCCAGGUGGCUUGGAGGAUUCUCAAUCUUCGGAGAGAGUGGUUCCAGAUGGUGUGUCUGAUGGCUCAUGGGUUCAGGAAGUGCUUAAAGGGGGACCUGCUCAGACCGUUCCCCCUAGCUUUAAGCGGGGUUUAGAUCUAGGAGAUCUGACGCCUUAUCCCCAGACUUGGAAUGUUUACAAGGAUCAGAAUUUGCUUGACAGUGUGUCGGACAGUAAUUCGGGCGAGUUGUCCAUUCAGUUUGAUGAUCUAUUUAAUAAGGCUUGGGAGGAAGAUACCUUUUCCGAACUCGAGAGAGAUGCAGGGUCUGAGUCUCCAAAGGCAGCAUCUGAGGCUGAUGCUCAAACCGAAACAAACAAAAUCAAUGUGGCCAGUAAGGAGACUGAGACUGAAUUAUCUGUGCUGGAUGAGAUUUUAUCAUCUGCCAAAACAGGAAUGUUGUCACAAGAGGAAGUCACCCACAGCCGUGACAAGCAGAAACAGAAAGAAGGCUGGGCCAUUACUGGAGACAAUGAAGGCAUUGCAGACCGGUUCUAUGAGCUUGUUCCUGACAUGGCAAUGGAAUUUCCUUUUGAAUUGGACAGGUUUCAGAAGGAGGCUAUAUACUAUCUAGAAAAGGGGGAGUCUGUUUUCGUAGCAGCUCAUACAUCGGCUGGAAAGACAGUUGUUGCAGAAUAUGCAUUUGCUUUGGCAACCAAGCACUGUACCAGAGCUGUUUAUACUGCUCCCAUUAAAACCAUCAGCAACCAAAAAUAUAGGGAUUUUUGUGGGAAGUUUGAUGUAGGGCUUCUCACAGGUGAUGUCAGCAUAAGGCCAGAGGCAUCCUGUCUCAUCAUGACGACUGAAAUAUUAAGGUCAAUGCUUUAUCGUGGUGCUGAUAUUAUACGUGAUAUAGAAUGGGUUAUAUUUGAUGAAGUACACUAUGUCAACGACGUAGAGAGAGGGGUUGUCUGGGAAGAAGUCAUCAUCAUGCUUCCAAGGCACAUAAAUUUUGUCCUCCUUUCUGCAACGGUGCCCAACACAGUUGAAUUUGCUGAUUGGAUCGGGCGAACAAAACAGAAAGAGAUACGUGUUACUGGAACGACAAAAAGACCAGUUCCACUUGAGCAUUGCCUAUUUUAUUCCGGAGAACUGUACAAAGUGUGCGAAAACGAAAUGUUUAUUCCUAGAGGAGUAAAAGAUGCUAAAGACACACACAAGAAAAAGAAUUCAAGUUCAGUUACUGCGGGUCCAAAACCACUAACAGGCUCAUCAGGACAUCAAGAUGGAAACCGGUCUCAGAAACAUGAAAAUCAUUCUCGUGGCAAGCAGAAUAAACAUUCAAGUUCAAAACAUUUGGGAAACAGUUCCGGGACAUGGCAAUAUGAUGGCAGUCAGAAGAAUGGGAAUCUUAGAAGAUCAGCAACUUCAAAUUGGUUGUUGCUUAUCAACAAGCUCUCAAAAAAGUCACUAUUACCUGUGGUUGUCUUCUGCUUCUCAAAGAAUUAUUGCGACAAAUGUGCUGACACUUUGAUUGGUACUGAUCUCACUAGUAGUUCUGAGAAAAGUGAAAUCCGGGUCUUUUGUGAUAAAGCUUUUUCAAGAUUGAAGGGAUCUGAUCGGAAUUUACCUCAGGUUCUCAGAGUCCAGAGUCUUCUCCGUAGAGGAAUCGGUGUUCAUCAUGCUGGGCUACUUCCAAUAGUAAAGGAAGUUGUUGAAAUGCUUUUCUGCCGUGGUGUGAUUAAGGUGCUAUUUUCAACAGAGACAUUUGCAAUGGGAGUUAAUGCUCCGGCUAGAACGGUCGUUUUUGAUGCUCUGAGGAAGUUUGACGGCAAGGAAUUCAGACAGUUGCUUCCUGGAGAGUACACUCAGAUGGCAGGGCGCGCUGGCAGAAGAGGACUUGAUAAAAUUGGGACAGUGAUCAUCAUGUGCCGCGAUGAGAUUCCUGAUGAGAGUGAUCUGAGGCGUACAAUUGUAGGAAGCGCAACAAGACUUGAAUCUCAAUUCCGACUAACCUACAUAAUGAUCCUCCAUCUCCUGCGCGUUGAAGAGUUGAAGGUGGAGGACAUGUUGAAAAGAAGCUUUGCUGAAUUCCACUCUCAGAAGAAACUUCCCGAAAAGCAACAGCUUCUCAUGCUAAAACGUGCCCAGCCAAUCAAAACGGUCGAAUGCAUCAAAGGUGAACCAGCAAUUGAAGAGUACUAUGAGAUGUAUUCUGAAGCAGAAGAAUAUAACAGCAAAAUAUCGGAAGCAGUAAUGCAGUCGCCUCAUGCUCAACAGUUUCUUAAUCCUGGACGUGUCGUAGUCGUGAAAUCAGAAAAGGGCAUAGACAAUUUACUGGGAGUCGUUUUGAAAGGACCUUCAAGCACUAACAGGCAAUACAUUGUUUUAGUGAUCAAACCUGAAAUACUGUCACGAGAGCAAUCCUUGGUCAGCGGUGACAAGAAAAGUUCCGAACUCUCUCAAGGUUACUUUAUGGCACCUAAAUCGAAACGUGGUCUUGAAGAUGAGUACUACUCUAUGGUGACGUCUCGGAAAGGUUCAGGUGCAAUCAAGAUUGAUCUCCCAUACCAUGGAAACGCUGUUGGGGUAGGGUACGAGGUUAGAGGAUUUGAUAAUAAAGAGUUCUUAUGCAUAUGCCAUAGCAAGAUAAAGAUUGAUCAGGUCCGUCUACUUGAGGAUGGAAGCAAGACAGCUUUUUCUCAGACGGUCCAACAGCUUCUUGAUCUGAAAUCAGAUGGAAACAAGUAUCCUCCUGCCUUGGACCCAAUUAAAGAUUUGAAGCUGAAAGAUGCUGAGGUUGUUGAGAUGUACUACAAAUGGGCCAGCCUGUUGCAAAAGAUGUCAAUGAAUAAGUGUCAUGGUUGUGUCAAACUGGAAGAGCACAUGAAGUUGGCCAGGGAGAUUAAGAAGCACAAGGAGGAUCUUAAAGUGCUUGAAUUUGAAAUGUCCGAUGAAGCCCUUAAACAGAUGCCUGAUUUUCAGGGCCGGAUUGAUGUUCUGAAGACAAUUGGGUGUAUAGAUGAUGAACUUGUUGUCCAAAUCAAAGGACGUGUAGCAUGCGAGAUGAAUUCUGGGGAAGAACUGAUUUGCACCGAGUUUUUGUUCGAGAAUCAACUCGAUGACUUGGAGCCGGAAGAAGCAGUGGCUAUAAUGUCUGCCUUUGUAUUUCAGCAGAAGAACACAUCCGCACCUUCCCUUACACCGAAGCUGGCCAUGGCAAAGCAGAGAUUAUACGAGACGGCAAUAAGACUGGGUGAACUUCAGAACCAUUACAACUUACAAAUAGAUCCAGAAGAAUAUGCACGGGAGAAUCUCAAAUUCGGUCUGGUGGAAGUUGUCUAUGAGUGGGCAAAGGGGACUGCGUUUGCAGAGAUAUGCGAGCUGAGUGAUGUGCCAGAAGGACUGAUAGUACGGACAAUAGUGAGGUUGGAUGAGACAUGUAGAGAGUUCAAGAACGCGGCUGUGAUAAUGGGGAACUCCGCUCUCUACAAGAAAAUGGAAACAGCCUCUAACUCCAUCAAACGCGACAUCGUCUUCGCUGCCAGCCUCUACAUCACCGGUCUCUAGUUCUUCCCUCCUCUUAAUGUAAAGUUUUAAAUCUCACCAUUUCAUUAUCAUUUUCACCACCUUUCUCUACAAAGGUUUCUGUUGUAACCCUUGUAAACUCUGCCCGAAUCAUAGUGUUAUUUAUCCGCUAAUGAAUUCGAUUUCGCCUUCUUUAUUA
Molecule: messenger RNA, 4325 nt
Organism: Tarenaya hassleriana
Lineage: Eukaryota; Viridiplantae; Streptophyta; Magnoliopsida; Brassicales; Cleomaceae
Product: DExH-box ATP-dependent RNA helicase DExH11
Exons: 23
Coding region: 116-4168 (1350 amino acids)
Biological process (GO): nuclear-transcribed mRNA catabolic process, 3'-5' exonucleolytic nonsense-mediated decay
Cellular component (GO): Ski complex
Molecular function (GO): RNA binding; RNA helicase activity; ATP binding
Source: RefSeq, a predicted model, not a curated record